CUUAACUUCUUAAAAGGCAGAUGUAUUUCCCAGCUGCAUAAGUUCAUUAUUAUUAGUAUCUGACAUACUCGCGGAAACCUUGUCUUUACUUUGUACACACCAUACCCACUUGUCUGCCUGUACUUUUAUUCCUUUACAGUGGACAUUGAUAGUAUAUAAAUAAAAUUCCCUGUUUUAAACAGAAGAUAUGCAGCACAGGUAUAACUAAAGGUACCAAGAAGCCUUAUGUAAAAAUGCUGAAUGUCCCACCUAAGAUGGAUUUAUUGGCAACUUUGAUUUUUUUGUUAGAACACCAACACUAUCAUUCUCUUUUGUAUUUGGGUUUUUAUGAGAGGUAGUCAAACUCCUUGUAAUGUUACCAGUUGAGGCAGGGCAGUACUGAAGCAUCUGAAAUGUAAGGGAAAGGCCAAGUAUUAACACGAUGGGUGAACAUUCUGGCCUGCAGUAUGUCAGCCCCUAUGCAUUUGAAGCAAUGCAGAAAGUAGAUGUGGUACGCUUAGCUGCCCUAAGUGACCCUGAACUGAGGCUUCUCCUUCCUUGCUUUGUCCGCAUGGCCUUGUGUGCCCCAGCAGACCAAAGUCAGAAAUGGGCCCAGGAUAAGAAGCUGCUGCUCCGGUUGCUCUCAGGAGUAGAGGCUGUUAAUUCUAUUGUGGCUUUACUGUCGGUGGAUUUUCAUGCAUUAGAACAAGAUGCUAACAAAGAACAGCAGCUGAGACACAAACUAGGAGGAGGCAGUGGGGAGAGUAUCUUGGUAUCACAGCUGCAGCAUGGAUUAACGCUGGAGUUUGAGCACAGCGAUUCUCCUCGCAGAUUACGCCUAGUGUUAAGUGAACUGUUGGCUAUAAUAAAUAAGGUAGCUGAUUCAAGUGGUGAGUUCUUUCUGAAAUCAUCUGAACUCUUUGAAAGCCCUGUACACAUGGAGGAAGCUGCAGAUGUUCUCUGCAUUUUACAAGCAGAAUUACACACUCUUUUACCAAUUAAUGACAUGGCUGAAGCACUGCUCCACGUACGCAACGGAGCUUGGUUUCUUUGUUUGCUAGUGGCUAAUGUUCCUGACAGCUUCAGUGAAGUUUGUAGAAGUUUAAUUAAAAAUGGAGAGCGUCAGGAUGAGGAAAGCAUUGGUGGAAGGCGUAGAACUGAAGCCUUGCGCCAGCUGUGCAAGAUGAAUCCAUCUCAGGCCCUUAAAGUGCGCAGCAUGGUGGUAGAAGAAUGUCAUCUCCCUGGACUUGGAGUAGCUUUGACAUUGGACCACACAAAGAAUGAGGUGGGCGAAGAUGGAGUAAGCAAUAUGGUGUGUUUUGUGAGUGGAUUGCUACUGGGAACAAACACAAAAGUCCGAACUUGGUUUGGAACAUUUAUCCGGAAUGGUCAGCUGAGAAGGCGAGAGAAUAGCAGUUCAGUACUGUGGCAAAUGAGAAGACAGCUUCUUUCAGAACUAAUGGGAAUUCUUCCAGCUGCGAAAAGUAUAUCUGUGGCAGAUGAGGCUGAAAAGUCCCAGGAACCUGGAGUAUCUGUGCAUCCUGGACUGAAAGAGGAACAUGUUGUGAAAGCCAGUGCCUUGCUUCGCCUUUACUGUGCUUUAAUGGGAAUUGCUGGCCUCAAGCCCACGGAUGAAGAGGCAGAACAAGUCCUUCAGUUAAUGACAAGCCGCCCUCCUGCAACCCCUGCUGGUGUGCGUUUUGUUUCACUGUCUUUCUGUAUGCUUCUGGCUUUUUCUACAGUUGUCAGUACCCCUGAACAGGAGCAGCUGAUGCUGAUGUGGUUAAGUUGGAUGAUAAAAGAAGAGGCAUAUUUUGAAAGUACCGCAGGUGUGUCUGCUUCAUUUGGAGAGAUGCUGCUGUUGGUCGCAAUGUAUUUUCACAGCAACCAGCUCAGUGCUAUCAUUGAUCUGGUCUGCUCCACUUUGGGAAUGAAGAUUGUUAUAAAGCCAAGUUCACUUAGUAGAAUGAAGACGAUAUUCACCCAAGAAAUUUUUACAGAACAGGUUGUUACAGCUCAUGCAGUACGAGUGCCAGUUACAAGUAACCUCAGUGCUAAUAUUAGUGGAUUUCUACCUAUCCAUUGUAUAUAUCAGCUACUGAGAAGCCGAGCAUUCACUAAGCACAAAGUGUCAAUAAAGGACUGGAUUUACACACAGAUCUGUGAAACAACUACUCCUCUACAUCAGCAGCUCUUACCUCUAAUAGAUGUUUAUAUCAACUCUAUUAUCACUCCUGCAUCAAAGUCCAGUCCAGAAGCCACAAACAAGCCAGUCACAGAGCAGGAAAUCCUGAAAGUUUUUCAUGGGCUUACAGGAGAGAACUCACGUGCCAAGCCUCAUACGAUCACGACUCAGCUUCUGAUGUUGUACUAUGUCUUGUCUUAUGAAGAGGCACUUUUGGCAAACUCUAAGUCCCUUGCUGUGAUGCAGAGAAAACCCAAAUCUUAUUCUUCAGCAAUGAUGGACCAGAUUCCCAUAAAAUAUCUUAUUCGUCAGGCCCAGGGUCUACAGCAGGAGCUAGGAGGUUUGCACUCUGCAUUACUGCGUCUGCUUUCUACUAACUAUCCUCAUCUGUGUAUUGUGGAUGACUGGAUCUGUGAGGAGGAGAUCACUGGAACAGAUGCUCUUUUAAGGAGAAUGCUAUUAACCAGUUCUGCCAAAAGUCAUUCGCCAAAGCAGCUUCAGGAAGCAUUUCAGCUUCUUCAAAGCAACCACACCCAUGUCAUGCAAAUUCUGGAGCACCUGACCUUGCUUAGCGCUAGUGACCUCAUACCUUAUGCAGAAGUGAUUACUGCUAACAUGAUCCAACUGCUGAAUGUUGGUGUCCCUCGAAGAAUUCUUCAAACCGUCAAUAAGCUCUGGAUGACUUUGAACACUGUAAUGCCAAGAAGAUUGUGGGUGAUGACCGUAAAUGCGUUGCAGCCGCCUCUGAAGUUAGCGCGACAUCACAAGUACACACAAAAUGAUCUCAUGAUUGAUCCUUUAAUAGUACUUAGAUGUGACCCAAGAAUCCAGAGAUGUCCACCAAUUAUGGAUAUCACCUUACAUAUGCUAAAUGGCUACCUUUUGGCAUCCAAGGCUUACUUGAACUCUUACUUGAAAGAGACAGCAGAUCAAGACAUGAAACCAUCACCAAAUAAUACAGCAGCUCUAGCAGGCCAAGUAGAAGCUAUGGAGGUAACUAGAGAAGAACUGAAAAAUGCUCUCCUUGCAGCUCAGGAUAGUGCAGCUGUACAGAUAUUGUUGGAGAUCUGCCUUUCUGCAGAGGAGGGGAAAGAUCAGAAUCCUGCAUGUUCCCAACUCCUAGAAGGGGAGGAAAGCCUGCUGUGCAACCUGAGAGAAGUGCAGUGCCUCAUAUGCUGCUUACUGCAUCAAAUGUUCAUUGCAGACCCAAACAUUGCUAAACUGGUGCAUUUUCAGGGUUAUCCGUGCCAGCUGCUGCCACUGACUGUUGCUGGAAUCCCCUCAAUGCAUAUCUGUCUUGAUUUUAUCCCAGAGCUUAUUGCUCAGCCAGAACUAGAGAAACAGAUUUUUGCUAUCCAGCUCCUUUCUCAUUUGUGCAUCCAGUAUGCGUUGCCAAAAUCUCUUAGCAUGGCUCGCUUGGCCAUUAAUGUAAUGGGGACUCUGCUCACAGUUCUAACCCAAGCCAAGCGGUUUCUGUUUUUUAUGCCUACACUGCCAUGUUUGGUAUCUUUCUGCCAAGCAUUUCCUCCAUUGUAUGAAGAUAUCAUGUCACUGCUGAUACAAAUUGGACAGGUCUGUGCAUCAAAUGUGACAACACAAACAAGAGAUGUUGAUCCAGUUAUUACACGUCUCCAGAAGCUAAAAGAGAAACCAAAGGAAUUGUCAGGAACAUCUAUCCCUUCACCGAUGCCAGUUACUGCACUGAAAGACACUGAGAGUUUGGACCCUGAUGUACAGCUAUGUCAGCGUGUUGAAAGCACCAUCGUUGAAAUAAUUAACAUGAGUGUCACAGGAGUAUAGAAAUAUCCUGCUAUAUGAAAGUGCCUAGUGUAAAAGGCAGGGUUAGACUGGGAGAGAGACUUGCAGAUGGCACCUUCUGAGACCCUGAAAGGAGUUUUAUAUCUUUAUAAUGACAUGAUAAUAAAUCUCAAAAACUGUUCAGUGCUUUUCCUCAAAGCAUCAGUCAACUCUGUUCUUCAGCAAAUGUGCCCUGGCUAUGGCAUUUUCAUCUUGAUUUUGGAAGGUGAAAGAUUCUGUACAGACCAAAAACUUAACCCUGGUAAUAAGCUUAUGCUUAAUAACACACCUCCUUCUUUGGAUGACAGCAAAUACACAAAGAGGCUUAAAUGUUAAUUUUUAAGAAAGAAGAUUGACAUAUUGUGGUGGUGUAUGCAACAAAAUAUAAUUCUAAAAGGUGGAAGUCACAGUGUUUGUGCAAGCCCUUUGUUUCGGAACCAUUCAGUUGGGCAGCAUACCUGCCACAUGGAAUAACAUUUUUGAAUUUGACAACAUAUUCAGAAGCUGACUUUGAGCCAGAGCUAGCUAAGGUCCUUGUGGUUCUGUGGUAAAUUUUGUACAAAAGGGACAUUAGUUUAUGAAGUAUAAUUAAAGUGAUAAUGAGCCAAAUCUCUGUUUAAUUAGCCUUCAGGCAGAGCCCCACCCCAGAGGGAGCAGCCUUGCAUUUUGCGAACCACUUGUUUUAAAGUAUAAAAUAUUGGUCAGUAAUCUCCUUUGCUAUGAAAGAAAGAGGAAAAAGCAAAAGAUAUUAAAGUUUUACACAAGUAAUAAGUAAAACAAAAGAACAAGAAACUUGGCAAGAGAUGAGAAUACUGUGGGACUGGGACCUUAUUCACUGUUCAUUUAAUUGGUCAUGUUAGCUCUGAUUGAGCAGGAUGCUAUUUUUAUUGAAGUUUGUAAAUCCAAUUUUAGAUGAUCAAUUUUAUCUCAAAGCAGACUUUUUAUGAUGGUAAUGUAAAAAGAAAAUAAAUCCUAUGGGGAUUAUAUUGAUAUAUGUUUCCUAUAGGUAUUCGACAUGGGGAGUCUUAUUUAUUUGUAAAUUGUAUUUCUUUAUAUGAGCUGGGGCAGCAACACACGCUCUGAUCCCUUUACCCAAAGGCUCCAAAUUGCCAUCCGUCAGAUUACCAUGAAAAAUGGUAGAAUGUUUGUGUGGUGUUUCCAAGCAAUUAUUUUUAGUACUUUUUACUAAGCAUAAUGUGGAAUUAUCCUUCCUUGUUUUAAUCAAGGAAGCAAUAAAAUGUUCCUUUAACAUUUC
Molecule: messenger RNA, 5216 nt
Organism: Xenopus tropicalis (tropical clawed frog)
Lineage: Eukaryota; Metazoa; Chordata; Amphibia; Anura; Pipidae
Gene: ints2
Product: integrator complex subunit 2
Exons: 24
Coding region: 422-3964 (1180 amino acids)
Biological process (GO): snRNA processing
Cellular component (GO): integrator complex; nucleus
Source: RefSeq, a predicted model, not a curated record